AUGAUCUUUUUGUGUAUUUCAGGUUACAAUCAUCCUGGUGGAAUGCAUCCCCAGCAUCAGAUUGACUUUGUAAAGUUGCAAGUGUCUAGCAAACAACAACCAUAUUACGAUGCAUAUCGCCAACUUAUCUCCUAUGCGGAUGCAGCGUUCAAUCAUACUACUCAUGCUCUAGCUGAUUUUGCUGUUCCUGGUUACUACAUCGAUCCAGUAUUGCAUCAAAAAAAUUCGGCUGGUCUUCAAUCGGAUGCAUUUGAUGCGUAUGCCUGUGCAUUGGCCUAUUGGAUAAGCGAUGGUCAAUCCAAAUAUGCCAACCAAUCAAUACGAUUUUUAAAAGCAUGGGCUGAUUUAAAUACGAAGUAUUCUGAUUACGACGGUAGUCUUGUCAUGGCCUAUUCAGGCACAGCAAUGGUUAUGGCUGGCGAGCUACUUCUUAACUACGAUGGCUGGGAUCAUAUUGACAAGGAAAAAUAUUUACAAUGGGUGCAAAAUGUUUAUUUAAAAGCGUCAAAUGAAAUUAGAUUGCGAAAAAAUAAUUGGGGCGAUUGGGGUCGCUUUGGCUCGAUUUUAUCUGCUCAUUUGUUGGACAAUGCCGAGGAAAUAGCUGAAAAUAUCCGUUUAGUCAAAAGUGAUCUGUUUCAUAAAAUUGCGCCUGAUGGUCACAUGCCCGAAGAGACUUCAAGAGAGGCAAAUGGAAUUUGGUAUACGUAUUUUUCUCUUGCACCAAUUACAGCUACAUGUUGGGUAGCCUAUCAGUCGACAGGGGAAAAUCUAUUUACCAAUUAUACGCAGAAUAAUUCGUCAAUCAAGCAAGCGCUUGAUUAUUUGUAUUACUACAGUCUUCAUCCCAAUGAAUGGCCAUGGUUUGUAAAUCCUAAUAAGGGAUCGCCGACUUCAUGGCCGGGCAAUCUACUGGAAGCUAUGUCAUCUAUUUACGGAGAUAAUCUUUACGUCGAUUACGAAAAUCUUCACGACCAUUAA
Molecule: messenger RNA, 978 nt
Organism: Rotaria sp. Silwood1
Lineage: Eukaryota; Metazoa; Rotifera; Eurotatoria; Philodinida; Philodinidae
Source: the annotation of a GenBank genome assembly